AUGUGUGAAACCUUAUUAGGAACAAAGAUAUCCGAUACAACGUCUGUCGACAAAUACAUAGAAAAUGUAGAUACAUUGGGAUUUUUCUAUAUAAACCGGCUGGUACAGCCCUGGUAUACAGUAGACUUUCUUUAUAAGACAACUUCUUAUUAUUUAAAGGAACAAUCAUUAAUACGAGACUUACAUAAUUUUACUGAAGAAAUAAUAAGAAAACGGCAAGCGGAUCUAAAUAAAACAGUUAAUAAUGAGAAACAUAAUAGGAUUAUGCUAGAUAUUCUAUUAGAUAAAGUAAAUAAAGGUAAUAUUGAUGAAAAGAGAGUUCGGGACGAUGUUAAUACGUUUUUGUUUGAGAGUUUUGAUACAACUGCGACAACAUUGAUUUUUAUGAUCGUAAGAUUAGCCAACGAAUCUGCUAUACAGAAAUUAAUUCACGAAGAAUUGGAAACUAUUUUUGAUAACACUGACAGAGACCUCACUAUAGAAGAUCUAAGUAAAAUGAAGUAUUUAGAAUGUUGUAUCAAGGAAUCACUCCGUCUGUAUCCUAGUGUACCAUUUAUAUCAAGAUACAUCACUGAAGACCUCACAAUUGCUGGCUAUAUAAUACCAAAAAAUACUUACUACAAUAUCCACAUAUAUGAUUUGCAUCAUGACCCAGAUUUGUAUUCUGAUCCGGAAAAGUUCAUCCCAGAGAGGUUCUUACCAGAAAAUUCAGUGAAACGCCACCCAUACGCUUACAUACCUUUCAGUGCUGGAUCUAGGAACUGCUUAGGUCAAAAAUUUGCUAUGAUGGCAAUGAAAACUGUAUUGGCGGGUAUUUUACGUAAAUAUCGCUUGGAACCGGUCACACGAAUUGAAGAUCUCAAUUUCAUGACUGAUGUUAUUCUUAGAGUUUCCCACCCUUUGUGUGUGCGUUUUUGUCUAAAAACACCGGUAUUUUAG
This is a messenger RNA of Arctia plantaginis, 939 nucleotides long. Lineage: Eukaryota; Metazoa; Arthropoda; Insecta; Lepidoptera; Erebidae. The record is from the annotation of a GenBank genome assembly.